CGUCACACACACACACACACACACACACACAGUGCGAUCCCCACCUUGCUACGAGUAAUAUACCAUUAAUGUAGUAAUUCUCUCUCUCUCUCUCUCUGCAUAACAACAACGUACAACAACAGUAACAAUUUAUUUCUCCACAAGGACAAGUUCCCCGCUCCCCGCUUCUCUUGAAGAAGGAAAAAAGAACCAUGAAGUGGGUGGCAGUAGCUUUAGCUGCGGUUAGUGCAGUGCUGGUUGGAGCAGCUACCGAUUCGAGCCAAGAAGGGAAGGUGACUGAAGAGCAAAUAAGUGGGACUGUGAAGAGUAAUGAACAGCAAAGGCCGCCUAAUAUUGUGAUUCUGCUGGCUGACGAUCUGGGUAUUGCUGACCUGGGCUGUUACGGCAACAACACUUUGAAGACUCCCAACAUUGACAGCCUGGCAAAGGGAGGCGUACAGCUAACUCACCACCUGAGUGCUGCCAGUAUGUGCACCCCAAGCCGCGCAGCCUUCCUCACUGGCCGUUAUCCGGCGCGUUUUGGUCUGGUUGGGCAGAAGAACACACCUUCAGUAAUUCCACACUUAUCCAGUAAAGUUGGUUUACCCUUAGAAGAAAUCACAAUAGCUGAGGCUCUCGCUGCUGCAAAUUAUACUACUGCUGCAGUGGGCAAGUGGCAUCUGGGCUCAGGAUGUGGCUUCCUUGGGAAGAAUUGCCUGGUGGCACAGCAGCAUGGCUUCCACCACUUUUUUGGCCUGCCUCUCUCCCUCCUUGUAGAAGCUGCCUCCACACAGCCAUUCUUCUUCUUCCCCUGUGAUGGUUCACAUCCUUUCUAUCAGAUCUUGUUGACAGUGGCUGUGGUGAGUGUGGUGACCCUGUGGUGGCAAUGUGGUUACCGCCCACUGCUUCUUUUCACAUAUUUCUCUGUGUUGAGCAUAGUGCUAAGCAUCACAUGGUUCUUCUACACACACUACCGUUUCCACACUAACAACUGGUGGGGCGUGUCUCCAUGGAUGAACCGCCACCUCAAUGGUGUCCUGAUGGAGGAUGGUGUAGUACUGCAACAACCCCUGAUACUGGAGGGGCUUUCUCAGCAAAUGGCCAGUCAUUCAGCCGGGCUCAUCGCCAAGUAUGCCAGGGAAGAGCAGCCUUUCUUCCUUUACCACUCAUUUGCUCACGUCCAUACUCCAAUGUUCACAGUUCCUCAGAUGGCAGGCAGGAGUGCUCAAGGAAGGUAUGGAGAUAAUGUGGAGGAAAUGGAUGCAGCAGUGGGUGAGAUCCUAGCAGCCCUUCAUGAACACAACCUGGAGGACAACACAAUUGUGUACUUUGUCUCGGAUCAUGGCGCCCACUUGGAGGCCAUAGAUGAGGAUGGCCAGCGCUCAGGGGGAUUUAAUGGACUCUUCAAAGGGGGAAAAGGCAUGGGAGCAGCUGAAGGUGGCAUCAGAGUGCCAGGUAUCUACCGCUGGCCCGGCCACAUCCCGGCAGGAGUUAAAGUGGAUGCCCCAACCUCCCUCCUGGACACCCUCCCUACCAUUCUGGAACUUGCUGGCCUGCCUCCCCUGCAUGAGCUACUUCCUCACCUCCCAUACAGGGAACUGGAUGGCAUAAGUAUUACUGAUGUCUUGACCAAGAAUGCACAUCCUCCUUCCCGCACCUUGAUUCACCACUGUGACAGAAACAUCCACGCCCUCCGUUUCAUAUAUGAGGAAAAUGUCUUCAAAAUGCACCUGGCUGGCCACAAGUGGAAGCCAGGAAGCACUCAGUGUGGCUGGGGUCCAAAUGUGUAUUGUUCCUGUCAUGAUGUGGAGGACUACAGCCAGGAACCCCGCCUAUACAACCUACGUCUGGACCCUUAUGAGGACAGCCCUAUUCCUGUUAACAGCUCCAAGUAUAACCAGAUUACGGGGAUAAUGCUGCAGUUCCUCGCUGAGUGGCAGGCACGAGUGUCAUAUCCACCUUCUAUGCUUAACAGUGUUUCUGACACAGUACUUUCUCCUUGGAUCCAGCCUUUCCGUAUUCCCUCAUAACACACAGACUGUUCUACGUGAAGAAACGCAUUGAUUCACUAAGAUAUAUUUGUAUAUUAUUGUAGAUAAACACUGUACAUGUGUAAAGAUUGUUCAUGCAAAAAUUUAUAAGUUUUGCAUAAUAAUUUGUUCAUGUCAUGUGUAUAGACUACAUGAAGUAGCUGUCAUGAAUUAUGUAUGUGGAGAAAAAAAGUGAUAGAAACAACUGUGGAACAUUUAGUGUAUGAAACACAUGGAUAGUUCAUAAAUGAAAGAAAAUCUUUUACAAACAUAUUGAUGCAAGUAAAAAGCUGAAAUAAACAAACAAACUUAAGAGGGCUGUAUGAUGUUAUAUUGUUUGUAGUUUCUUUAGUGGAUGGAAUUAAAAACAAUUUACUAACAAACACUCUUAAGAAAACAACUACAUCAUAUUAAUCUUUAAUCAUUUAAAUGCACAAUUUCAAUAUUUGUAAAGCCACUGAUACAGGAUUCAAAUAAUCUACCAACAAAAGCAAAUCAAUGCUUGCUAAGUCUUCAUGAGGUUGUUGAUCACUAUGCAGACAAGUGUGCUUUCUGAUGAAAAAUACUGUGUGACAGUCACAGCACUGACUCAUGAAGACACUACAUUGUUAAGUCUUGGUCCACCUCAUACUUAAUGGUGACUCCCUAAGUGUAGCAACUUGUGUGAAAUCAUUGAGAACUUGAAAAUUUUAAUUGCAUUUACUCAACUGAAGUUCUUGAUGUAAGAUGUGCUACUCAUGAUGGAAUAAAACUACAACAUAU
Portunus trituberculatus (swimming crab) is the source of this 2771-nucleotide messenger RNA. RefSeq names its product arylsulfatase H-like. The record is from RefSeq and is a predicted model, not a curated record. The coding region runs from base 192 to 2009 and encodes 605 amino acids. Gene Ontology annotation, molecular function: arylsulfatase activity. Lineage: Eukaryota; Metazoa; Arthropoda; Malacostraca; Decapoda; Portunidae. The transcript has 12 exons.